Molecule: messenger RNA, 498 nt
Organism: Leishmania braziliensis MHOM/BR/75/M2904
Lineage: Eukaryota; Euglenozoa; Kinetoplastea; Trypanosomatida; Trypanosomatidae
Exons: 1
Coding region: 1-498 (165 amino acids)
Source: RefSeq, a predicted model, not a curated record
AUGAAGUCCGUGAAGGAACGCGAUGUUGCUGGCAUGGCGGCAUUUGAGUUGGCCCUGCAGUACAGCUUUAUCCGGCAGGAUCGUUCCUACCACUUUGUGCAGCUGCUGACGGCGCUGUGCUCCUUCGUAUUUUUCUCACAGCUGACGGCUCUCAACGUGCUUCUUGUGCUGCCGCCUCUGGUGCCGUCGGUGGAACCGCAUGUGGAAUUCCUGCGCGCCUACAGUCAUCCGCUCUUGGCGGUGCUUUCUCUGGUGGCGCUGCUGUUGAUCCGGGCUAGCAAGAAGCGCUUCGUCAUCGAGCCCGGCGAGCAAACGAUGGAGCGGCUCAACCGCGAUAUUCUAGAACCGUGCCUUGGCAUGAAGUUCGACACGCGCACAGGGAUGCUGUUCUCUGACUUCCGCGCCGGCAGUCUGCGCGGGCGAGAAAACUACUAUUCCCUUCGCUACCUCGAUGACCCACAGCCGCCACUAACUUCCGUGACAGGGAUGGGGGGUUGA